Messenger RNA from Gongylonema pulchrum, 345 nucleotides. NCBI's taxonomy places the organism in Eukaryota, Metazoa, Nematoda, Chromadorea, Rhabditida, Gongylonematidae. The record is from the annotation of a GenBank genome assembly.
AUGGGCUAUGAAAGGCCGUUGUGGUUCUCGAAAGAUCCUGCCGCAGAUACAUCGCAAAGUUUCUACAGUGGGCAGUUUUCGUUGGUCGGAAAACCGGAAUGGUUCGACCUGGUUGCACGUGAAUAUGAUGCCUGUCGUGAAAGUGUUGCUGUAAUUGAUCUGUCCAGUUUUGCCAAAUAUAAUAUUGAGGGCCCGGAUGCGGUAGAAUUUUUGCAGUAUGUUUGCUCCGGAAAUGUAGAUGUACCAGUUGGCACAGUGAUUUAUACGGGGAUGCAAAACGAACAUGGUGGCUUCGUUUCGGAUUGCUCAAUGUGCCGAUUGGAUGAGGACAAAAACAUUUUUUAA